Pomacea canaliculata is the source of this 656-nucleotide messenger RNA. Its product is annotated as SAYSvFN domain-containing protein 1-like. Bases 16 to 549 code for a protein of 177 amino acids. The record is from RefSeq and is a predicted model, not a curated record. The transcript is spliced from 2 exons. Lineage: Eukaryota; Metazoa; Mollusca; Gastropoda; Architaenioglossa; Ampullariidae.
CUACUACAUGUCUUCAUGUCGAGUUGCGUCCCUUGGAUUGAUGGUGACAUGGAAGCGAAACUAGCCGAGUACAGAGCUAAGAAAGCUAAGGAGAAAAAUGAUACUGACAUCAACUACAGAAUUUUGCAGAGAGCUUUUUACAAAUCUUCUGAGAUCAAUGAGAAAUCAGAAGAGCAUAGAACAGAGAACACUACACCAGCUUCAUUCAAAGAACCAAACAGUACAAAAAAGGAAAUGGAGACCUUGCCUUCAGAAGAAGAAUGCAAAACAACAAACACACCUUUCUCUUGGCUUCUGCUUUUUCUCAAGAUUUUGCUAUGGAUGAGUCUCUGGAGAAUAUUCAUUGAACUUCAGUUUGGGGCUGUCUUCUUUGCUGUGUCUGCUCUUAUUUUCAUUUACUUUAACACACGGACAGGGAAAAGUAAAUCCAACACUCUGAGUGCAUACUCAGUGUUUAAUCCAAACUGUGAACGGUUGCAGGGCACCAUCACUGCAGAGCAAUUUGAACGAGAAUUACUACAUAGACCAACCCAAGAUACAGUUUCUUAAUGCCAUAAUGAACCAUUUUGGUGGAAUAUUGGAAUCUUUCAUGCUAAAGAAAAGCACAUGAUAAGAAACUGUUAUAUAGGUUUAAAAAUUUGAAUGUUCAGCUGAAU